CUUGAUGAACAAAAAAAUGUACUCCAUAAUUUUAUAGUUUGGUGCAGCAUCAAAGUAUCAAACGGUACGCCAGAAGAGCGAGCAAGUUCUAGCUUCUGGCCUCCAUUCUUCAUUUCUUCCGUAUCCAUCCGGCAGUGUAGCUCCCUCCAGGAGAAGUUCAAACACAAUGUCAAUGGAGGGGGGUGAUAACCACAAUGAUUCCGAGGAUCACAUAAAAAAUGCUAUGGAAUUUGAGAAUCAUCACGGUGGCAUAAAUGAUAAGGACAAUUCAGGUCUCACUAAAGAGAGUGCUUUGCAUUAUAGUGACCAGUUUACAAGCGACAGCAACGAUGAUUUUAUACAAAUGGUUGUAGAACUUAAUUUUCAGAAUGAAUAUUUGAAGUAUCAAAUUUUGGGGUUGAAACAAGCCCAUUCACAUUACAUUCCGAGCCAAUUAAAUAAUAUAGUGGAGCAUGAAGUUGGCUCAAAUGCUGAUACCAGAGAGUUUCAUGAAAAGAUGGAACACUUAGAAAAACAGCUUUUAGAGGAAAGACAAACCCGUAGUGCUGCAGAGGAAGCUGUCAAGCAUCUCCAAACAGUGUACUUAGAAGCUGACAGAAAAGUCCAAGUGCUUUCAAAUACACUUGCUGAAGCCCAACAGAAGAUGGAGCAAGAACUAAAAGACCGCGAUGAGAAAUAUUCUGAGCUUGACUCUAAGUUUACCAGGCUUCACAAGCGAGCUAAGCAGCGUAUUCAAGAUGUUCAGAAGGAGAAAGAAGAUAUCGAGGCCCAGUUUCGAGAUGUCAAUGAGAAAGCUGAAAGUGCUUCUUCUCAGCUAUCAGCAUUGCAGCAAGAACUGGAGCGCAGUCGACAGCAAGCACAGGAAGCACUUAAAACAAUGGAUAUGGAGAGGCAACAACUACGGAGUGCAAACAAUAAGCUUCGAGAUAAUAUUGAAGAACUGCGUCGCUCUCUGGCACCUAAAGAAAAUGCUUUGGAGGAUUUACAACAGUCGCUUGUGGAAAAAGAUCAGACGUUGGAAAACAUGAGGGGGUUGCUAAAGGCUGCAGAUGAGAAAAGGCUAGCAUCAUUGAGUGAACUCUCUUCAAAGCACCAGCAGGAAAUUGAGAACUUGGAAGCCCAAAUUAGAGAUGCAUUAGCUGAAAGGAGCAAAGCAGUUGAAACAAUAUCUAGUCUGAGGGCUACAGUAGCAGAGAAAGAAUCUAAAAUUGCGGAGGUGGAAGCAGCUUCGAGUGGCGAAGCAGCACGUCUAAGAGCUUCUAUGGAAACUGUAAAAGGGGAGCUACUUCACCUGAAAAGUGAACAUGGGAAAGAAAAGGAGAGUUGGGAAGCUACCACUCAAUCACUCAGAACAAAGCUGGGGGUUGCUGAGAGUAACUGCAUACGCUCUGAAAUAGAAGCUGCCAAAAUGCGAAGUAAACUAGAAUCAGAAUUAUCUGCUCAAAGUCAGCUGCUGAAUUCAAAAGAUGCUGAACUAGUAUCGGCAGAAGAGAAGAUAAGUCGCCUUGAAAGUGAAUUCACUUCUUACAAGGUUCGUGCUCAUGCUCUUCUUCAGAAAAAGGAUGCUGAGCUGGCAGCUACAAGAGAAAAUGAACAGGUUCGAGUACUGGAGGAGUCGCUGAAGGAAAUUGAGAAUGAACUGCUGUUGGUAUGUACUGAAAGGGACAAAGCUCUUGAAGAAUUGAAGGAGAGUUUGGCGUAUAACCAGAAGGAACUUGCUGAAAGAGAUGCAGCUCUUAUUACAGCAGAGAAACAGAUUAGGAGCUUGGAAUCGGAACUCAAUUCUGCACUCUCAGCCCAUCAAAGGGAAAAGGAGAUGUGGGAGAUAAACCUUCAAAAUGUGGAAGAAACUUGGCGAUUGAGGUGUGAUGCACUGAAGGUACAAAAGGAGGUGACUUUAAGUGAAAACAUGCAAAAAGAACUUCUGGACCUAAAGUUACAUCAUAAGAAAUUAAAGGAUGAGCAUGCUACAUUUCGUGAUCUUGCUGAUAAAAUGAUUGAAGAGAAGGACGAGGAGAUCUCCAGACUUCUAGAUGAAAUUAAGCAUAUCCGCCAUUCACUCUCAAAGCAAGUAACUGAUCAAAAUAGCAACUAUGAUACUGCAUAUGAGAAGCGAGAAGCUGCUAAUACCUCAGCUGCAGAACAUCAGAUUCUAAUUUUGGCAAGGCAGCAAGCUCAAAGAGAGGAAGAACUUGCACAAUCACAGCGUCACAUUCUUGCACUUCAGGAAGAAAUUGAGGAGCUUGAACGUGAAAAUCGUCUCCACAGCCAGCAGGUAUCCAUGUUAAAAGAUGAGCUUCGGAACAUGGAUAGAUCACAGAAGAGAGAAGGCGUUGAUUUAACUUAUCUUAAAAAUGUCAUCUUGAAACUUUUAGAGACAGGUGAAGUUGAGGCGCUGCUACCCGUGAUUGCAAUGCUACUGCAGUUCAGCCCCGAUGAGAUGCUCAAAUGUCAGCAAUCGUACCGCUCUACCACUAAUGUUCCUGUCAGCCCAGCCAGCGAUUCUUCUGGAACGGGACUGUCUCUAUUAUCUAGAUUCUCAUUCUCGUGAUAGCUACGAUGAACAGGUGAUGGCACCUUAUUGUUCAGGAUGUCUGAUACUGCUGUGGGCAAAUUUGCCCAUGCAGAAAUCGUUUCCGCUGCUGAAGUACUUUAUAUGCAAUUAUCUGUAACAAUUGCCAUCGGUUCACAAUUUUCUUUUUCCUUUUCCAAGUUGUAGAGAAUCAUAUUUCAAAAGAAAAGAAAAUUGCAUGAGAUAUAGAAUGAAAGAUAAGAUCAAUACAAUUUUAUUGUAUGUAUUAUUGUAUU
Messenger RNA from Cuscuta europaea, 2808 nucleotides. The record is from the annotation of a GenBank genome assembly. NCBI's taxonomy places the organism in Eukaryota, Viridiplantae, Streptophyta, Magnoliopsida, Solanales, Convolvulaceae.